GUGGUGGUCAAUGUUAUUUGAGCAGGGUCAGCAGGCCCCGGAGCUUCCUGAGUACACGAUGCAGAAGGCUGCUUACUAUGAAAGUCCAGGACUCUUCGGAGGCUAUGGCUACAGCAAAGCUGCUGACACUUAUGGCUAUAGUGCCCCGCAUCAGCCUUAUCCACCCCCUGCUGCUGCCAACUCCCUGGACACUGAUUACCCGGGCUCUGCCUGCUCCAUCCAGAGCUCUGCACCUCUGCCAGCCCCAGCUCACAAGGGGGCUGAACUCAAUGGAAGCUGCAUGAGGCCUGGCACUGGGAACAGUCAGGGAGGGGGAGGUGGCAGCCAGCCUCCUGGUCUGAACUCAGAGCAGCAGCCACCACCACCCCCUCCUCCACCACCAGCCCUGCCCCCAUCCUCGCCCACCAACCCUGGAGGUGGAGUACCUGCCAAGAAGGCCAAGGGUGGGCCCACUGCUUCUGGGUCCUCAGCCACCAUCAGCAAGCAGAUCUUUCCCUGGAUGAAAGAGUCCCGACAGAACUCCAAGCAGAAGAACAGCUGUGCCACUGCAGGAGAGAGCUGCGAGGACAAGAGCCCACCGGGCCCAGCGUCCAAGCGGGUGCGCACGGCGUACACAAGUGCACAGCUGGUGGAGCUGGAGAAGGAAUUCCACUUCAACCGCUACUUGUGCCGGCCACGCCGCGUGGAGAUGGCCAAUCUGCUGAACCUCACCGAGCGGCAGAUCAAGAUCUGGUUCCAGAACCGGCGCAUGAAGUACAAGAAGGACCAGAAGGCCAAGGGUAUCCUGCACUCGCCGGCCGGUCAGUCUCCGGAGCGCAGCCCGCCGCUCGGCGGCACCGCGGGCCACGUGGCCUACUCGGGCCAGCUGCCACCCGUGCCCGGCUUGGCCUACGACGCGCCUUCGCCGCCCUCCUUCGCCAAAUCUCAGCCCAACAUGUACGGCCUGGCUGCCUACACGGCGCCGCUCAGCAGCUGCCUGCCUCAGCAGAAGCGCUACGCGGCGCCCGAAUUCGAGCCCCACCCCAUGGCGAGCAACGGCGGCGGCUUCGCCAGCGCCAACCUGCAGGGCAGCCCGGUGUACGUGGGCGGCAACUUCGUCGACUCCAUGGCGCCCGCAUCCGGGCCCGUCUUCAACCUGGGCCACCUCUCGCACCCAUCUUCAGCCAGCGUGGACUACAGUUGCGCCGCGCAGAUUCCCGGCAAUCACCACCACGGACCGUGUGACCCUCAUCCCACCUACACAGAUCUCUCGGCCCACCACUCGUCUCAGGGACGCCUGCCCGAGGCCCCCAAACUGACGCAUCUGUAGCGGCGGCCACCAGCCCGAACUCGUGGCACGAUUACCUCUUUUGCUGGGGUGGCUGGGGUGGCGGGCGGGGCCCGCGGGGCAGCUCGGUGACCCCCUCCCUCGCUCUGGCCCGGUCACUGCCUUCCGGUCUCGGGCCAACAGCGGCCGAUGCGCAGGCGUCUGGGCCUCCUCUCCAGGCUCGCCCUGCUUUGGGUGACUCGCCAUAAAUCAGCCGCAAGGAUUCUCCUCUGUAAGCCUGACAGUGCCACAUAACUGCGGACCGAGGGACUCUAAUCUGGUAAUGGUGUCCCGAAGGUAAGUCUGAGAUCCAUCGGCGGCGUGCCCUGCAGAGGGUCCAGAACCCAGAGAGUCCGGGCAUGGCCCGCGUCUAGUUUAGUUGCGGAGACCUUAAUUUAUAUGCUUCUUCCCGUCCCGUAAGGAUUGCAUCGGACUCAACGAUCUGUAUUUAUUAUUUGAAGCGAGUCAUUUCGUUUUCCUGAUUAUUUAUCCUCGUCUUAAUGUAUUUAUGUGUAUAUCUGUAGAAUUCUCCAGCCGAGCUUAGGAACGCGCUCCCAGGCCGCGGGGGCCACAUUUCACCUCUUUAGUCCCCUUGGUCUGAACUAGUUGAGAGAGUAGUUUUGAACAGUUGUAACCGUGGCUGGUGUGUGUAGUUGAUGUUAAGGAUUAAGACCGCAAAUUGUCCUUCACGGGUAGAGUCAGGCGGCCCCAUGGCGUGGCACGACACCCGUUAUUCUCUUCCCAAUAGCCACAGACCUCGCCACUCGACACAGUUUAUUGAUUUCAAAUUGUCUGGUACUAUUUGAACAAAUAUUUAGAAUAAAAAAAAUUUCUCAGUCUGAAGUGUAUCUGUGUUAAUCACGCACACUUGCAAGUAGGUCAGUCUAUCUUGUGCACAAUCCCAGUGGAAGGCCCCCCAGUAGGCUGACCCUUUGAAAUAUUUUUUCCACUUAUUUGGAAUCCAGUACACAAAUUGGUUCUGGGGAUACUUGAUUACCUUCCAGCUAUUGACUUUAGGUUGUGUGUGUGUGUGGGGGGGGUAAUAUUUGAGGAUGCAAACCUAGAAAUGUUCUGUGUGGGAUGAUCUGGGUAGGGUGUUUCACUGCUGCCUGUUUUGCUGUUUCUAUCGCCCUCUUUCUAGACACAAAUCCACUUUUUUAGAUUGCACUUACAUUGGGGAGGCCAGAGCUCACUUUUCUGCGCUAAGCUGUAAAAAAUAAACUUUGAAAGAAAACUGACAAUCAAAGACACAAGAGAAGUCAUAAGAAGAACUGAGCUAUGAGAAAGCUAAGAUGCAGAAAAAGAAAUAAUUACUUGAAGCCAUGCACCUAAGCUUUUUCUCUAGGAAAUUCUGUCACGAUUUUUUCCUUAUAGAAGUCAGUGGUUCAUUUCUCAAGAAGACAAAC
Messenger RNA from Kogia breviceps (pygmy sperm whale), 2712 nucleotides. RefSeq names its product homeobox D3 (gene HOXD3). Gene Ontology annotation, molecular function: DNA-binding transcription factor activity, RNA polymerase II-specific; RNA polymerase II cis-regulatory region sequence-specific DNA binding. Gene Ontology annotation, biological process: embryonic skeletal system morphogenesis; anterior/posterior pattern specification; regulation of transcription by RNA polymerase II. Gene Ontology annotation, cellular component: nucleus. The record is from RefSeq and is a predicted model, not a curated record. NCBI's taxonomy places the organism in Eukaryota, Metazoa, Chordata, Mammalia, Artiodactyla, Physeteridae.